AUGAUACGAAAUAGAUUAAUAUCUAUAAUAUAUAGGAAUAGUAGAAGAAGAAUAAGUAUACGAUAUAAUUCUACUACUAAUAAUAGUACUUCCACAGAGUUAACGUAUGCUACAAGAAAGCAACAAAUUCAACAACAAUCCAAUGAUGUUAAUUAUCCUCGAAUUGAUACUAUAAGAAAUAAGUAUAACGACGAUUCAAUUAGAUUAAGAAUUGAUCAAUUCGUUAAUAAAUUCAAUCAAUAUGAUUUCACUCAAUUACCAAACAAAAGAACGAAUGAAUUUUAUAUAAUUGAAGGUAAAAUAUCAUCAAUUAGAAAAUCAGGUAGAGCAAUGUAUUUUAUUGAUUUAUUCCAAGAUAAUCAUAAAUUACAAAUAAUGGCAACUAAUAAGCUUAUGAAUUUAACUAAAGAUGAUUUUGAUAAUCAUCAUCAUUUAUUUAAAGUUGGUGAUUAUAUCAGUUGUAUUGGUUCUGCUUCAAUUACAAAUGCUGGUGAAUUGACCUUAAAAUUAAUUAAACCAAUUGAAAUGUUAACACCAUGUUUAAGACAAAUACCCAAUAGAUUAACUCAUAAGCAUAUUAUCAAUAAUAGACGAGUAUUAAAUUAUUUGGUUAAUUCAGAUUCAAAACUUCCAAUAAUUAUAAAAUCAAAAUUAAUACAAUCAAUUCGUCAGUUCUUUUUAAAUCAUCAAUUUUUAGAAGUCAACACACCAAUAUUAAGUGGUGAGGGUACUGGUGCUAAUGCAACCCCAUUCAUAACCCAUUCAAAGUUUGCAGCUCCAUCAGACCUGACUAAUCCACCACCAUUACAAUUAAGAGUAGCACCGGAAUUAUGGUUAAAGAAAUUAGUCAUAUCUGGAUUUGAACGUAUUUUUGAAAUUGGCACAAAUUUUAGAAACGAAGGUCUUGAUCUGACUCAUAAUCCUGAGUUUACAAGUUGUGAAUUUUAUCAAUCUUUUACAAGUUUAUCUGAAUUAAUGAAAUUGACUCAAGAUUUAUUUUCAUUCAUCUAUACCGAUCUUAAACAACAAGGAUUCAAUGUGGAUCAUAUCCAACCAUUCACCACCGAAUUCCCUAAAUAUGAAUUCAUCCCUACUUUAGAAUCCAAAACUGGUAUACCAUUCCCUCGGGAAAUAACCGAAUCUUCAUUAAUCCAAUAUCAUAAUCAAUUGAAACUUCCAGUCCCUGGAAACACAAACCCGAUCGCAUUAUUGGACAACCUAAGCGAAAUAUAUCUCGAAUCAAUCAGUACCACAAUCCCAAACACACCAAUAUUCAUCUAUAACCAACCAGAGAUUAUGUCUCCAUUAGCAAAAUCAACCACUGACUCUCAAGGUCGCCCCAUCUCAAGUCGAUUUGAAUUAUUCAUUAAUGGGAAAGAAUUCGUUAAUGCAUAUGAAGAAGAAAACAACCCCAAGAGACAAUUUGAAAAGUUUGAAUUACAGCAAAAUGCAAAAAAUCAAUUUCAUGACGACGAAAUGUUAUUACCUGAUUGGGAAUAUGUUAAAGCUAUGGAAUAUGGAUUGCCACCUACGGGAGGUUGGGGAUGUGGAAUUGAUAGAUUGGCGAUGUUGAUAAGUAAAGUAGAUAGAAUUGACCUGGUGUUGCCAUUUGGAAAUCUUAGAGAUGUUCAAAAGCAGUAG
Molecule: messenger RNA, 1641 nt
Organism: Hemisphaericaspora subhashii
Lineage: Eukaryota; Fungi; Ascomycota; Pichiomycetes; Serinales; Debaryomycetaceae
Gene: MSK1
Product: lysine--tRNA ligase
Exons: 1
Coding region: 1-1641 (546 amino acids)
Biological process (GO): mitochondrial lysyl-tRNA aminoacylation
Cellular component (GO): cytoplasm; mitochondrion
Molecular function (GO): tRNA binding; ATP binding; lysine-tRNA ligase activity
Source: RefSeq, a predicted model, not a curated record